Messenger RNA from Zingiber officinale, 1078 nucleotides. RefSeq names its product protein TIC 21, chloroplastic-like. Bases 9 to 926 code for a protein of 305 amino acids. The transcript is spliced from 4 exons. The record is from RefSeq and is a predicted model, not a curated record. Lineage: Eukaryota; Viridiplantae; Streptophyta; Magnoliopsida; Zingiberales; Zingiberaceae.
GCCCGACUAUGCUUUCGCCAUUCUCUCGAGAAGCACGCGCAUCGGGAGAGAUGCAAGCGCUGCUGUACCACACCCUCUUCUGCUCCGCCGGCGGCCAGCUCCUCCCGCUGGCCGCCGCCUCCGCCUUGCCGAUCCCGCCUCUUCCCUCGACCCUAGGCCCGACCUCGGUUCGCUCUUAUCGCCGCCUAAGCCUCUCAGUUCCUCCUCUCGGCGAAACCCUCCUUUCUCCCGCGACGCCCGCGUUUCCCACUUCCGCCUCGCGUCUCCUCGAUCCCGAGCGCCGUAAAUUCGUGCGAGGCGCCGCGAGCUCCCCUUCGUCCGAUGCAGAUUCCGAGAAGGCAAACCUCGCGCAGGUCUCUCAAAGAUUGGAGAACACAUCUAGAUAUUUUAAGCGUUUGGGAAGUCUAGGAUUCUGGGGGCAGCUAGUUUGCACUGUUGUCUCUGCUGCUGUUUUAUCAUUCUCCUUAGUUGUCACUGGGAAGGUUACUUCACCCAUCACAUUUUACACCACUGCUUGUGGUAUUGCAGCUGCAUUUAUUUCAGUCUUUUGGUCAUUUGGUUACAUAAGGCUCUCAGAAAGGCUGCAGAGAACUUCAAACGAUCCUGCAAAGGCUCCUCCUAGGACCGAUGUUGUGAAAAGUUUAAAAAAUGGCAUUGUGUUAAACCUUCUGGGAAUGGGUGCUGCAAUUCUUGGCAUGCAAGCAACUGUUGGGUUAUUGGUCGCAAAGGCACUUACUACUUCAGCAGUUCCUUACUACCAGAUGUCCCCCAGUCAGAGUCCUGUAUUGCCCUUGGAUGUGUUCUUGGUACAGGCUUCUGCCAACACAAUCCUCUCGCAUUUCUUGGGGCUCGUGUUCUCGCUAGAACUACUGCGCUCAGUCACUUUACCACAUCUGGAGCCUGUUCCUGUUCCAAAAGCUGUUUAGCUAGGUCAGUUUCUGGUUUGAAAAAUGUGCUUCCUUCUGUAGGUAUUGUUUCUAAUCCAAUUACUUUUAGUUUGUUCUCCUUGGUGCUCAUUGAAUUCAACAGUCUUAAAAUUUGAUCAAACGUCGCUUUUAUGAUUCAUUUGCAAUCUUUC